AUGGUUACGCCUACGAAACCCGACGAAUUUCACGAUUUUUUUCGUGGAGAUGCAAUGACUGAGUCCUAUAGGAAAGUUCGUACAUCAUAUUCACCAGAACUGGCUAAGGAAAUGUUUGACUAUUUAAAGAAAAAGCCUGGUACCACUAAAUAUGCAGUUGAUGUUGGGUGUGGUUCUGGGCAGAGUACUUUCAUGCUUGCACCAUACUUCAACAGUGUCCUUGGAGUGGACAUCAGCUUGGAUCAAAUUAAAGUGGCAGAGGAGUCCGAACACAUUCCAUCUAAUGUCUCAUUCAAAGUUGCAAGCUGUGGUGACAUUCCAGUGCAGACUGGUAAGGUAGAUCUCAUCACUGCUGGCACGGCCAUUCAUUGGUUUGAUCUCAAGACUUUUUAUCCGGAAGUUACGAGACUUUUACGACCUGGUGGAUGCUUGGCAAUCUAUUCAUUUCAAGAGAUUAAGGUUGAAACAGGUGAUGCUAACCAGACCAUGAAAAUUAAUAACCUUAUCAAAAAGGUUGAAGAAACUGUACUUGACAAUAGACUAGACCACUGGUCCAUUUCCAGAAGUGUGCAAACAGGAAAAUUUCAAGAUUUGGAACUUCCAUUCCAAGAGUGCAAGAGAGGUGUCAUUGUGCCAAUUAAGAAAGAAAGCACAGUACAGAAUAUUGUUGGUUUGCUGAAGUCUUACUCUGAGAGUAAACAAUACAUGAGAACUCACUCUGGUGGUGCCAAGAUAUUUGAUGAACUCGAAUCCAGCAUUAUGGGAAUCAUUGGAAAUUCAGGUGCCGCUGAAAAUGCAUUGAUGACAUUGGUAAUACCUGUUUUUCUGGUGAUGUCCCGGAAACCUGAAUAUUGUAAUGAUGAGUAAUCUGACACAGCCGCAUUAUUAUGUGUUGAACCAUGGGCUAAAUCAAUAAUACUUUGCUUAUUAUCUUGAUUUGUGUAAUGAAUGUUAGAAUUUACUUUGAACACAGUUAUCUCUUUUCUGCAAAUUGAAAUUUAUGAUUUACUGGAAACGGUUAUUAUAUACUUGAAUGUGAUUCAGUGAAAUAUUGUAUUUUGGCUGAAGUAUUCUUGUCUGACAUAGUGACUUCAUGUCGUAUUUCUGUUCAUUUGUCUGGGUUUUUUUUUGUUCUAUGCAACUGUUGCAUUUAAUUAGCGUGAGUUGUCUGACUCUAUAACAUUCCAUAUGGUCAGUUUGUUUUGUAGUUUCUACAUGUAUUGUCUGUGAGAAAUUGAGACAUGUACCGGUAUAUAACAUCCAUUUGUUUAAUAAGGAUCAAAAUGGCCGACUGGUGACCAUUUUGUUUUUGAACUAUAAUGCUUCAUGCAUUGCCAUAAUUUUGUUUGAUUUGCAUCUGCUAAGGGAAUGCAAUAAGGCUGACUGCUAAUCAAACAGAAACUUGUGGAUUGUCCAUUUGUCCAUGCGCUCUUAUCAUGGACAUGCAUGUGUCUAUCACAUUCAAACUUCAUACACAAUGGGAACUUGUUGAACGUCUUGUUAGUCAUAUCAAAUUCAAAAUGGCUGACUGGCGGCCAUUUUUAGUCUGUCUGGAUGUUUUUAAACUCUCUGGAUGCAUCUGUCCGUUCAUACUUCAGUCCGUUUGUCCUUGUAUCUUAGACAUAAUUGAACCAAUCACAUUCAAACUUUACACACACAUCAUACAUCUUGGGACAUGUACAUGUCUAUUUCUUCCGAAUCCAAGUUGGCAGAAUGGUCGUCAUUUUUGUAUCAAAUAUUCAUCAAAAUCAUUGAUUUCUGUCAUUCCAAAACUGGAUCUCAGUUGUGUAUGGAAUGAUUCCAUUCAAAUCUAGUACAAACAUUCAAAAUGUUGUUACCUUGAAACACAUAAUUUCAUCAAGUGGCUGACUGGCGGCCAUUUUGUUUUCAUGAAUACUGUGGAUCCAUACUUUUCUGACCAUUCAUAUUCAAACUUUAUACGUUUCUUAAAUUUGUUCUGACCUACAUUUGUAUUUCUCUGUAUAAACAGUGCCAUCUCAAACCUUUGCUUUUAAACUUGAUCUAGGUGACCUCACACAAUUUCAAAAUGUCAAACAAUAUAAAGUAUUGAUGUAGAUUCCUGCCAUUUAUUACAAUAAUUGAUUCAUCUGUUUCAAUAUAUUUAUGUAUCUUGUAGAUAUCUUUAUACAUAUAUAACACUAAUAUUGUAUUUUAAUGAAUUAACAAGAAUUGCAUUCUGAGAAUGUUUGUGCAGCUG
Molecule: messenger RNA, 2218 nt
Organism: Saccoglossus kowalevskii
Lineage: Eukaryota; Metazoa; Hemichordata; Enteropneusta; Harrimaniidae
Product: putative methyltransferase DDB_G0268948
Molecular function (GO): S-adenosylmethionine-dependent methyltransferase activity
Source: RefSeq, a predicted model, not a curated record